This is a messenger RNA of Capsicum annuum, 820 nucleotides long. RefSeq lists its product as uncharacterized. Lineage: Eukaryota; Viridiplantae; Streptophyta; Magnoliopsida; Solanales; Solanaceae. The record is from RefSeq and is a predicted model, not a curated record. The transcript has 2 exons. The coding region runs from base 171 to 485 and encodes 104 amino acids.
AGAAAUUCUCCAUCACACAUUCACAGAGCUUAUUUACAUUUUGAUACAAUCUAAAGAACUUUGAUUUUAUACUAGAUGUUUCCUCUAUAAGUAGUGCAUUUUGAGGACCGUAUUUUCCCAUCAACCAAAAUAACACAGAUCAUAUAAUAUCUCACUAUUCCUGUCUCUCAAUGGCAUUGAAAGUUGUAAUGGUCUUGUUCCUUGCAAUGCUUGUGUUCACAGAGCACAAUGCUAUGGCCGAAGAACGGGACGCAGUAUGCUUGGCAUUAUGUAUACUAAGGUGCCAAAAAAGACCUGUGUGCCUAACUAGGCGCCUUUCCAGUUGCGCUAUAAUUGGAAACACAAAUGAAUCAGUUGAUACUGAAGCUGCAAACCAAAACCAUGUUUGUAAUGUUGGAUGUUCUCUUGGCCAUUGCUCCAAAUUUCUUGUCCAAUAUGGCACCUGGAAUGACGCGGCGCUAUCGCGCCGUGUCACUGAAAACUGACAACUGGGACCUGGGCUGACGGCGUGAUGUAAAGAAAUUGCGGUGCCCUUUUGAUUCUGAUUUUCACCAUUGGCGCGCGCCAUGAUCGUUCUACCUCACUGGAAUUGCACAAUUAUGAACUGGGCUUACAAAGCAAUGCGCCACUAUCGCGGAGAAACACUGUAAAUUGAUAAUUUCUAUUUACACUGACUCCAUGAUGCGGUUAGGGUCAAAAUGAUAGUGUUUAACGACUGAACUUAAAAUCGCCAUAACUUCUUACCCGGUUAUCGCAUUUAGGCAAAUUUUAUAUCGUUGGAAAGCUAAUUGAAAUUUCUACACAAUGGCAGGCUCUAAAA